Balaenoptera acutorostrata (minke whale) is the source of this 1081-nucleotide messenger RNA. RefSeq names its product SIX homeobox 3 (gene SIX3). Lineage: Eukaryota; Metazoa; Chordata; Mammalia; Artiodactyla; Balaenopteridae. Gene Ontology annotation, molecular function: RNA polymerase II cis-regulatory region sequence-specific DNA binding; DNA-binding transcription factor activity, RNA polymerase II-specific. The transcript has 2 exons. Gene Ontology annotation, cellular component: nucleus; transcription regulator complex. The record is from RefSeq and is a predicted model, not a curated record. The coding region runs from base 86 to 1081 and encodes 331 amino acids. Gene Ontology annotation, biological process: brain development; eye development; regulation of transcription by RNA polymerase II.
UCCUGGUCCUCAUCGCCCCUCUCCUCCUCUUCCUCCCCUCUCUCUUCCUCUCCCUGAAUUUUCUCCUCUCCUCUCAGGUCAGUCCAUGGUAUUCCGCUCCCCCCUAGACCUCUAUUCCUCCCACUUCUUGUUGCCAAACUUCGCCGAUUCUCACCACCGCUCCCUACUUCUGGCGAGUAGCGGCGCCAGGAACGGUGCGGGAGGCGGCGGCGCGGGAGGCGGCGGCGGCGGGAACUGUGCGGGAGGCGGCGGUGCUGGCGGAGCAGGCGGCGGCGGCAGCGGCGGCGGCUCCAGGGCCCCCCCGGAAGAGUUGUCCAUGUUCCAGCUGCCCACCCUCAACUUCUCGCCGGAGCAGGUGGCCAGCGUCUGCGAGACGCUGGAGGAGACGGGCGACAUCGAGCGGCUGGGCCGCUUCCUCUGGUCGCUGCCCGUGGCCCCCGGGGCGUGCGAGGCCAUCAACAAGCACGAGUCGAUCCUGCGCGCGCGCGCCGUGGUCGCCUUCCACACGGGCAACUUCCGCGACCUCUACCACAUCCUGGAGAACCACAAGUUCACCAAGGAGUCUCACGGCAAGCUGCAGGCCAUGUGGCUCGAGGCGCACUACCAGGAGGCCGAGAAGCUGCGCGGCCGCCCGCUCGGCCCCGUGGACAAGUACCGCGUGCGCAAGAAGUUCCCGCUGCCGCGCACCAUCUGGGACGGCGAGCAGAAGACGCAUUGCUUCAAGGAGCGGACUCGGAGCCUGCUGCGGGAGUGGUACCUGCAGGACCCCUACCCCAACCCCAGCAAGAAACGCGAACUGGCGCAGGCCACCGGCCUCACUCCCACACAAGUAGGAAACUGGUUUAAGAACCGGAGGCAGCGCGACCGCGCCGCGGCGGCCAAGAACAGGCUCCAGCACCAGGCCAUCGGACCGAGCGGCAUGCGCUCUCUGGCCGAGCCCGGAUGCCCCACGCACGGCUCGGCAGAGUCGCCGUCAACGGCGGCCAGUCCCACCACCAGCGUGUCCAGCCUGACGGAGCGCGCGGACACCGGCACCUCCAUCCUCUCGGUAACCUCCAGCGACUCGGAAUGUGAUGUAUGA